UCUUUAUUCCCAUUUCCCCCCCUCUCUUUAUAUAUUUCCCCUUCUCCCUCUCCUUUUCCUCUCAUUAAUCUCUUUUUACACUCUGGGUUCUCUUUUCUUUUUCUAUUUUGAUUUUGAUUUUGAUUUUGCAUUAUUAUCACCAAAUGAAGCAACUCAUCCGCCGUCUUUCCCGCGUCGCCGACGUUUCCGCCCAGUACAACCUCCUCCGCUCCGACUCUUCCUCCUCUUCUUCCGGUAGCCGCCAUCGUUCUUCCGCCGCAUCCGCCGCUAGGGCUGAAUCUUUCCGUGUGGCGGUUAAAAAGACGGUGCCUCAAGGUUACGUUCCGGUUUACGUAGGGGAAGAGAUGGAGCGGUUCGUUGUGAGUGCGGAGUUGCUGAAUCACCCGGUUUUCGUCGGUUUGCUUAAUAAAUCGGCUCAGGAAUACGGGUAUGAACAAAAAGGGGUACUUCAUAUUCCGUGUCACGUACUGGUUUUUGAAAGGGUUAUGGAAGCGUUAAGACUUGGGGUUGAGUCACGUGACUUACAGGAUCUACUCCGGUCAUUCUCCGAUGACUGUUUAAAUGAUUUUUAGACCGGUGAAACGACAAAAAACGAUGUCGUUUUUUUUCAUGUAAAUAUAUUAUAUUAAAGGGAAAAAAGGGAAGAAAUGUAGGGUUUUUUUUUUUUUUUUAAUUUUUAGUUCUUCAAUGUAAGGACUGAAACAAAAAUGGGGGAAAUGUCCGUUUUUUUUUUUGCCCAAUAUAUAUUUUCUUUUUGUCAUGUUUAGUUUUCUGUCUGGCAGUUAAGAAAAUGCUGCAUUUUCUUUGUUUUCUUUUUUUUUUCCAAUGAAAGCUGAAAGUGGAAAUUGGAUGAUUUUUUUUUGGAGAUUUGAAUUUCUGAUUCUUUAUUUUUUCUUGCAUUUUCUCGGCAUCCAAACAAAGGAUGGAAUUGCAGUCUUAGUGGAAAAGUGAGUGAGUGUCGGGGGGGCAGAUCUACAAUUUGGUGGAACAUUAGGUGGCUGUUUUCUACUUCCGAUGUUACAGGUGGCGGUGGGAAGGGUAUUUUGGGAAUGUUAGAAAAUUCGGAUACAAACGCCAUUAAUAGAGAUGUUGGAGGGUUGAAUUGGGGCACGGGAGAUCUCGACUAAAUUCGGAUUUGAAUAAGAUCGGAUCUCUGAGCAUUUAAACUGCUAGUGAAGAAAUUUACGAAGUGUUGUACAUUGAAGCUUAAUAGGCUCCCCCAACGGGUCUUGGGCUCGGGUGUCUAUGCUUGAUUUAUCUCCGGGUUUUGUCUCCUAACUCUGUCAAGACUUCGAAAAGAUGGCAUAUUCACAAAGCAGGAACGCCUGCACCGAUCAAAUGAAUCGAUGUUUUUACA
Gossypium raimondii (Peruvian cotton) is the source of this 1357-nucleotide messenger RNA. Its product is annotated as auxin-responsive protein SAUR71. The transcript has a single exon. Lineage: Eukaryota; Viridiplantae; Streptophyta; Magnoliopsida; Malvales; Malvaceae. Gene Ontology annotation, biological process: response to auxin. The record is from RefSeq and is a predicted model, not a curated record. The coding region runs from base 144 to 572 and encodes 142 amino acids.